GAGAUGCAGACCAGAGUUGAGCAGGAGCAGAGAGUGAGAAAAACAAAUAGUGUGAGAAAUAAAAAGAUAGAUAGGGAGAGAUAGAAAUAUAUAGAAAUUACACUUCACAAGGACAUUGAAGAACAUGUGUGAAGCAUUUCUUCAGUUCAUCAUGGGACUACGUGAGUUUAUAAAGGAGUAUUUUCUUGGUUUCUGGGACUAUGAGACACCAAAGGUGAUGGUGGUUAAAAACAGAACUCUUGGAGUCAUUUACAGAAGCGUUCAGUUUCUUGUGAUCACCUAUUUCAUCUGGUAUGUCUUUAUAAGUCAGAAAGCAUAUCAAGAGAGUGAAACCCGUCCAGAGAGCUCAGUUUACACUCUCAUGAAAGGCGUUGCAGUUCAUGGUGAUGAUAUCCUGGACACUGUGGAGUACGCUCGACCCUCAGAGGGUGGUGAUGUGAUUAGUACAAUAUUGAGACGAGAAGUUACAUACGACCAGAAGCAAGGGACCUGUGCUGAGUAUUUCAAAGUUGCCAACGCCAACUGUACGACAGAUUCUGACUGUGUCCAGGGGGAAGUUGACUUUAAUGGCCAUGGUAGAAGGACCGGCAAAUGUGUUCCAUACUAUAACCACACCUUCAAAACUUGUGAGAUCCAGACUUGGUGUCCUAUUGAGGAGUACGCUGUAGUACGUGAGCCAGCAUUAGUGGAGGCCAUCAACUUCACAGUGUUCAUCAGGAACUCUAUCCACUUCCCUAAGUUUAAAGUGCUGAGGGGAAAUAUCAAAGAUGCCUCAAAUAGGCGUGACAUGCAGAAAUACCUCAGUAAGUGUCUUUAUGAUGAAGAGAAAGAGCCCUACUGUCCAAACUUCCGCCUGGGCUACAUUGCAGAUCAAGCGAGGGAGAAUUUCAGUGAACUCUGCAGGACUGGAGGUGUGAUCGGGGCUUUCAUUAACUGGCGGUGUAACCUGGACCUGGAUCCUUCACAUUGUAAACCCACAUACUCCUUCCGUCGUCUUGAUCUUCGAAAGGAUGAGGUGAACUCUGGGUACUAUUACAGAUUUGCCAAGUAUUACAGUAAGGAUGGGGUAGAGUCUCGGACACUCAUCAAGGCCUACGGCAUGCGUCUGGAUGUUAUUGUUCACGGACAUGCUGGUAAAUUCAGUCCCAUCCCAACCAUCAUCAGCACAGUGACUGCUAUGACUUCUGUCGGGAUUUGUACCAUUAUCUGUGACUGGAUCAUGCUGACAUUUAUUGACAAGAAUGAAGUCUACAGUGAGAGAAAGUUUGAUGAAGUUAUCAACAUGCCCACAGUGCCCAUUCCCACAGAGCUCAGUUACAUCAACAGCUACGGCUCAAACCAUUCAGACCUGUCAGAUGGUGUACCACUGUGAUGACGUCGUUGUUGCCUCAGUCGUUGCUGGCCAAGUGUUUGGACUCUCCCUGAAACCAGCUGACUGUGGCAACGACAGCAUCUCUGAGUGGUUUCUCAGGUGUCUGCAACAACAGCUCAGUGAUGGACUAUGCUGUUGUCAGUGGGAAUAUACUGACCACAGUGAGCGAGGGGGCAUCGUCUGAAAGAAAAACAGCUGGUUCUCUCGAAGUCUCUGCUGCAGUUCAUUUAUCAUCUCAAACUGUUGAUGGACCUCCACUGUUGGACAGUGUCAUGAAACCAGUAACACCACUUAGAGGAUGUGUUUAUUUUCUCAAUAUGAAAACAAACAAAAUAGUAUUUCAUAGCAGAAACAUAUUUGAGUACACAGUCAUGAGAAGCAGAUUUGCAAACCAUACAGAUUAUGCUCAUGUAUUGCAAACAUUCAACAAUAAAAGUCCUCUGCUAAGUCGUGUGACUGACAAAAGCAUUAUUAUAACAUCAUCUCACCAAAGAAUACAGUACACUGUAUUGUGAAACACUGACUCCCUUCCUUCACUUCCCUCAUCUUUCAACCUGAGGAGCUCAGCAUAAUGAGAAGAUACAGGAGGAAACGGACAGGAGACGCAUGAGGAGAGUAAUGAGCAGUAAUCAAAUAACGCUAACAUUUCCCAUAAAAUGGUUUCCCUAACAAGAUUGUGGGGGAAGUGUGAAUCCAUCUGAAUGCCUGAGAGCGAUACAAAUGUCAGUGGUGGAAAAAAAAAUUCCUAAGACUCAAGUCUAAUUGAAUAGAUAUCUGCCAUGAUGGAUAGAGGAGCACAAUGGAUGUGUCAGUUUGGAAAUUGUGUGCUUAUGGCAUGUAAAGAGCUGAAAAUUCAUAUAGUGUUAUAUCUUAAAAAGGUAGUGGUUAUGCUAAUUUAUUCCACUGCUCAGUAAGUCUUAAGUUAAAUGCGUAUUGAGAGGCUAACAACUGAAAAUGUAAAGAAUUGUGACAGUCUACUCUUAUCCCUUCAUUCAUCAAACAACAUGUGCAGUAUGUGUGUAUGUGUGAGAGGAUCCAAGGAGCCAAUCUAAUUGUGCCGCAGUUCAGUCUGAAAUGUGAUUACUUGUCUGGGAGAUGCCCAUCUCCCUGUGGAGCAAUGAGGUUAAAGUGGUGGAGGUGCAUGACUUAAGAUCAUUGUGCCAGCAAGUUCAAUCCAGACUUGCUGGCAGUAUCAUUAACCAGCAAAUAUUUUUCCCACAUCUGAGAACAAUAAAAAAUGUAUUCACAACAAGCAAGACAUGCCUGAUCUCUUCUGCUCAGCGCGCAUUAAAACGUAAACACUCUCACCAGAUGAAGACUUGAAGGAUUAUUUACUCAAUAGUUCCUUAAAGAAAAAUCUAAAACAAAAGAAGCCAAAUAAUCUUCUCAACUACAACAGAGAAAAACUUGACACUCAUUGAUUGUGCAACUUGCAAUAAAGCAGCAUUUGACAUGUCUCAUGAAUUUCACUAGAAGUUGAGGGAUUAGAUGGGGUGAAGUUCAGGUCACAAACUGUACACAAGCCACAGACACAUUAGCAACCAAGUGGAGAGGAAGCUCAGACAAUUAGUGACUGUGGA
Molecule: messenger RNA, 2952 nt
Organism: Lates calcarifer (barramundi perch)
Lineage: Eukaryota; Metazoa; Chordata; Actinopteri; Centropomidae
Gene: p2rx2
Product: purinergic receptor P2X, ligand-gated ion channel, 2
Exons: 12
Coding region: 125-1372 (415 amino acids)
Biological process (GO): response to ATP; monoatomic cation transmembrane transport
Cellular component (GO): nuclear inner membrane; plasma membrane
Molecular function (GO): ATP binding; extracellularly ATP-gated monoatomic cation channel activity; purinergic nucleotide receptor activity
Source: RefSeq, a predicted model, not a curated record